AUGGUAAGUUGGUUGUCAAAACUUCUUGGAACAAUAAAAGAAAGAAGAAUAAUUAUUACUGGAUUAAAUGGUGCAGGUAAAACUUCUAUUCGUUAUAAACUAAUAUUAGGUGAGUUUGCUACGAACAUCCCCACAACUAUUGGAUUUGGAGUUGAGGCAUUUGAGUAUAACAGUAUUCGUUUUAACUUUUGGGAAGUUAAAGGCCAAGACAGAACUAAAUCUUUAUGGAAAAAUUACUAUGUCUAUUCAGAUGGAAUUAUAUUUGUUGUUGAUUCAACUAAUACUGAAGAUCAAUUAAUACAAGCAAGAAACCUUCUUAAUCAAAUACUUAGUAUCAAAGAAUUAUCAGGACUUCCAUUGUUAGUUUAUGCUAAUAAAUUUGACUUACUUCAAUCCAAAACUGUGGCUGAGAUUACUAAACAAUUAAGACUAAAUCAAAUUAUAGGAAGAGAAUGGUAUUGUCAAACGUCAUGCACAAUCAAUGGGGAUGGUCUUUAUGAAGGUCUUGAUUGGCUUUCUUCAAAAAUCAAUUAA
Molecule: messenger RNA, 534 nt
Organism: Entamoeba dispar SAW760
Lineage: Eukaryota; Evosea; Mastigamoebida; Endamoebidae
Product: ADP-ribosylation factor, putative
Exons: 1
Coding region: 1-534 (177 amino acids)
Biological process (GO): intracellular protein transport; vesicle-mediated transport
Cellular component (GO): cytoplasm
Molecular function (GO): GTPase activity; GTP binding
Source: RefSeq, a predicted model, not a curated record